This is a messenger RNA of Jatropha curcas, 1989 nucleotides long. RefSeq names its product premnaspirodiene oxygenase. Lineage: Eukaryota; Viridiplantae; Streptophyta; Magnoliopsida; Malpighiales; Euphorbiaceae. Gene Ontology annotation, molecular function: iron ion binding; oxidoreductase activity, acting on paired donors, with incorporation or reduction of molecular oxygen; monooxygenase activity. The record is from RefSeq and is a predicted model, not a curated record.
GCCGUAUGCGGAACCGUGUGAUCAAUCCCACUAAAAAACACAAGUCAAGAGCUACAGAUGUAAAGCAUAAGAAGUGACAACCUCCAUUAGUUUCUUUCCUCAUUGCUUUCAAUUAUCAUCAUGGAACAGGAAAACCAAAUCCUUUACUUCCCUGCCCUUUUCACCUUCUUACUCUUUCUCUUCUUUCUACUGAGAGUCUGGAAGAAAUUCAAAACCAACAACUCAACACCAAAUCUACCACCAGGACCAUGGAAGCUACCUCUAAUAGGGAGCAUGCAUCAUUUAGUUGGGUCCCUACCCCAUCACCGCCUAAGAGACUUGGCCAAAAAAUAUGGACCUCUCAUGCACCUUCAGCUCGGUGAAGUUUCUAAUAUCGUGGUUUCUUCCCCUGAAAUUGCUAAGGAGAUUAUGAAAACUAAUGAUGUCAUAUUUGCACAAAGGCCCUUUCUACUUGCGGCAAGUAUUGUGGCUUAUGACCUUUCAGACAUUGCAUUUGCGCCUUAUGGAGACUACUGGAGACAACUGCGAAAAAUUUGUACCUUGGAGCUGCUAACCGCAAAACGUGUGAAGUCAUUUAGGCCAGUUAGGGAAGAUGAAGUAUCAAAACUCAUUAGAUCCAUAUAUUCUAGUGCAGGGUCACCGAUCAACUUUAGCAGGAUGUUCAAUUCUUUGACCUAUAGCAUCACUUCAACAGCAGCCUUUGGUAAGAUAUGGAAGGGAGAAGAAAUAUUCAUACCAAAUGUCAAGAAUUUGAUAAAAGCAUCUGGAGGUUUUAGUCUUGCCGAUUUAUACCCUUCCAUCAAAUUGCUUCAUCUCAUUAGUACAACGAGGCCUAAACUACUGAGGCUUCAUCAAGAAGUAGAUAAGAUAUUCCAAAAUAUUAUCAACGAACAUAGAGCUAGAAAGGCAGCUGGGAAAUCUGGGGCUGAGAGUGAAGAAGAAGAUUUUGUAGAUGUCCUUCUGAAUUUCCAGGAUCAAGGAGACCUUCAAUUUCCUUUGACAGACGACAAAAUAAAAGCAGUCAUUGUGGACAUGUUUGUCGCUGGUACUGAAACAUCAUCGACAACCGUAGUAUGGGCGAUGUCAGAGAUGCUAAAAAAUCCAAGAGUGAUGGAAAAGGCACAAGCAGAGGUGAGACACGUUUUCAGUAAAAAAGGAUAUGUAGAUGAAGAAAGUGUUGGAGAAUUAAAUUACUUGAACUCAGUUAUUAAAGAAACUCUGAGAUUACACCCUCCCCUUCCUUUGCUACUUCCAAGAGAAUGUAGGGAGAACUGUGUGAUUAAUGGUUAUGACAUUCCUGUCAAAUCCAAGAUUAUUGUGAACGUAGGGACGAUUGGAAGAGAUCCCAAUUAUUGGAUUGAAGCAGAGAGAUUCUUUCCAGAAAGAUUUCUUGAUAGUUCAAUUGAUUAUAAGGGGACUAAUUUUGAAUUUACCCCUUUCGGUGCUGGAAGGAGGAUGUGUCCAGGAAUAUUGUUUGGCAUAGUUAAUGUCGAGUUUCCUCUUGCACAAUUACUAUACUAUUUUGAUUGGAAACUCCCUAAUGGACUGCACCCAGAAAAUCUUGACAUGAUAGAAAAUUUCGGUUCUGUAGUCACAAGGAAAAACGACCUUCACCUAAUUCCCAUUCCACACUUUCCUCCACAUAAGGCUGGAAUGAGCCAAGCCAUUCGUGUGUCACAUGAGACCUAGCCAGAAAGAAACUCGAUCAUACUCCUUCAAUAUCUUAAUAAACGAGCUGAGCUCAAAGCUUGAAUUAGAGGCUUAAAUUAUAAACAACCCAAGCGCGAGAUCAGCAGAACUUGGAUCGGCUUCUUUAUAGCACUACGUCCGCCAGUCAAGUAGAACAUCAAGGAACAUUGACCAGCGUCACCUUCUAUAUUAUUUUUACAAUGUGUUAGAUAGAAUUAACCAUGGCCAUGUAGUUUUUUGAAUAUUUCAUAUCUUAUUAUGGUACAAAGUUGAUUAGUUUUUAUACCAUUGUUAUGAGCA